Molecule: messenger RNA, 1032 nt
Organism: Tripterygium wilfordii
Lineage: Eukaryota; Viridiplantae; Streptophyta; Magnoliopsida; Celastrales; Celastraceae
Product: transcription factor BEE 3-like
Exons: 6
Coding region: 26-853 (275 amino acids)
Biological process (GO): regulation of DNA-templated transcription
Cellular component (GO): nucleus
Molecular function (GO): protein dimerization activity; DNA-binding transcription factor activity
Source: RefSeq, a predicted model, not a curated record
UCAGAUCAUCAUCAACAACUCUGCCAUGGCUGAUUUCAAUGCAGAUAUGCAGAGCUUCAAGCCCUCUUUUCCUUUCUUACAUCAAAUUGAUCCAAACAUUGAACCAAUGAACCAAUUUCAGAGUUUCAUUGACAAUUCCCACUUGGGGUAUAUCCCUAAUUGCACAAAUGACAACUUCUUGGGCCACCAACAACCACCUGAUUUUACAGGGAACUUGGAGGAAAAUUUCCCCUGUAUUUUCCCUCAAACCAAUCAGAAUUCCAUCCCCACGUUGUCGCAGACUCGUCCGAACGAUCAGUAUUGCUUACUAUUACAUGAAAGCAAGAAGAGAAAAGCAAUAUUUGAUCAUGUGUCACAAGGCAGCACUUGCAACUCUUCUCCCCCAGUUUCUGAUAGUGGGAUUACCAGGAAAAAUAGUUCAAGAAGAGGAAAGAGAGUGAAAAUCAAUGAUGAAGAAGAAGAAGAAGAAGAGAAACCAAAGGAAGUGGUUCAUGUUAGAGCCAGAAGAGGCCAAGCCACUGAUAGUCACAGCUUAGCAGAAAGGGUGAGAAGAGGAAAAAUCAAUGAGAGAUUAGGAUACUUGCAGAACAUAGUCCCUGGAUGCUAUAAGACCAUGGGAAUGGCAGUAAUGUUGGAUGAGAUUAUCAAUUAUGUUCAGUCCUUGCAAAAUCAAGUUGAGUUUCUUUCCAUGAAGCUUACUGCAGCAAGCACAUUCUAUGACUUCAAUUCAGAAACAGAUGAAAUUGAGAUAAUGCAGAGAGCAAAAGCAUGUGAAGCAAAAGAAAUCCAGAGAUUGAUGAGAGAAGGAGAUUCAGGAAUUGGGAGCUUCCACACAACAACAUGGCCCCUUUGACUUCAAUUUUGGAUUUUACUCCACACAACACAUCAAUAUGUUUUGUUUUCAUUUCUUCUUCUUCUUUUUUGUAAUUUUAAAAUAUCAAAAAUGUUAUAUCUAGCACAAGUAGUGAUUGAAAUAUGGACAAAAAUGAUAUGAAAUUAGAGAAAUUGAAGAUGUUUAUUUGUGAUGGUCAA